AGACUGAUCCCGCCACUAAAUCAACUGGAUCUACUAAGAAAUCUGAAGAGCAAGUCGGGACUGUCAUUCAGGUCAGAAACAAAAUCAGAAUUCAUCACCUCCUAAGAUGCAAUGUCUUUAUAACAUUAUGAAACAUGAUGGAAAAUAAAGUGUGCUACUACAUCUAUAAAAAAUAUAGCAUCAAUACUACUAUAUCAGAUUUGACAGAUUAUUGACAAUUGAAUGUACUGUAUGUGCGUUUGUCUGUUUUUUGUUUGUUUAUGUGUGUGUGUAUCUUUGCGUUUCCUGCCCAAACAGGAAGGAACCCCAACCAGAACCCUCCCCAAGGUCAGUAUCAAAACUUUAUUUUACAACAAGGUCAAAAAAAUCUAUUUCACUCUCAUCUCCAACCCAUUUUCCGGUCAGUUCCAAAGUCGACACUGAACCUGAAGACUGUUCAAAACAGUCACUAUCAUUAAGAGUACCAUCCCAUGUCAUAUUAUCACUAAGGUGGCCAACACUCGACCAAACAAGUCCUACAGGCUCUAGUUUUAUCACAUAUUGACGAUUUCACGGUUGUAUGGUCAGGUGCAGCAAAGGACCUAAGAAAGCUUCAGCUGGCCCAGAACAGAGCAGCAUGCCUUGCCCUUCACUGUACUCAGAGGGUUCAUAUCAACACUAUGCAUGCCAGUUCUUGUUUUUAUGAGAAGUAUCUCUGUUGUAAAUCCCAAAUUGUUUGUUUAAACAACUCAAUUCAGAAAGACUUACUCACCCCACCAGACAUGUUACCAGGGGUCUCUUCACAGUCCCCAAAUCUAAAACAAAUGUAAGGCAACGCACAAUUUUACAGUGCCUUCAGAAAGUAUUCACACCCCUUGACUUUUUCCACAUUUUGUUGUGUUACAGCCUGAAUUAAAAAUGGAUAAAAUUUAGAUUUUGUUGUCACACACAUUACCCCAUAAUGUCAAAGUGGACGUGAGAGAACUGGGGAAGGUUGAACACCAGACGGGCUGCAGCGUUCUGGAUGAGUUGUAGGGGUUUAAUGGCACAGGCAGGGAGCCCAGCCAACAGCGAGUUGCAGUAAUCCAGACGGGAGAUGACAAGUGCCUGGAUUAGGACCUGUGCCGCUUCCUGUGUAAGGCAGGGUCGUACUCUGCGAAUGUUGUAGAGCAUGAACCUACAGGAUCGGGUCACCGCCUUGAUGUUAGCGGAGAACGACAGGGUGUUGUCCAGGGUCACGCCAAGGCUCUUUGCACUCUGGGAGGAGGACACAACGGAGUUGUCAACCGUGAUGGCGAGAUCAUGGAACGGGCAGUCCUUCCCCGGGAGGAAGAGCAGCUCUGUCUUGCCGAGGUUCAGCUUGAGGUGGUGAUUCGUCAUCCACACUGAGAUGUCUGCCAGACAUGCAGAGAUGCGAUUUGCCACCUGGUUAUCAGAAGGGGGAAAGGAGAAGGUUAAUUGUGUGUCGUCAGCGUAGCAAUGAUAGGAGAGGCCAUGUGAGGAUAUGACCGAGCCAAGUGACUUGGUGUAUAGCGAGAAUAGGAGAGGGCCUAGAACUGAGCCCUGGGGGACACCAGUGGUGAGAGCACGUGGUGCGGGUACAGAUUCUCGCCACGCCACCUGGUAGGAGCGACCUGUCAGGUAGGACGCAAUCCAAGAGUGAGCCGCGCCGGAGAUGCCCAACUCGGAGAGGGUGGAGAGGAUGAUCUGAUGGUUCACAGUAUCAAAGGCAGCAGAUAGGUCUAGAAGGACGAGAGCAGAGGAGAGAAAGUUAGCUUUAGCAGUGCGUAGAGCCUCCGUGACACAGAGAAGAGCAGUCUCAGUUGAAUGACCAGUCUUGAAACCUGACUAGUUGGAUCAAGAAGGUCAUUCUGAGAGAGAUAGCAAGAGAGUUGGCUAAAGACGGCACGCUCAAGAGUUUUGGAGAGAAAAGAAAGAAGGGAUACUGGUCUGUAGUUGUUGACAUCGGAGGGAUCGAGUGUAGUUUUAUUUUACAAGGGGUGCAACUCUCGCUCUCUUGAAGACGGAAGGGACAUAGCCAGCGAUCAAGGAUGAGUUGAUGAGCGAGGUGAGGUAAGGGAGAAGGUCUCCGGAAAUGGUCUGGAGAAGAGAGUAGGGGAUAGGGUCAAGCGGGCAGGUUGUUGGGCAGCCGGCCGUCACAAGUCGCAAGAUUUCAUCUGGAGAGAGAGGGGAGAAAGAAGUCAAAGCAUAGGGUAGGGCAGUAUGAGCAGGACCAGCGGUGUCAUUUGACUUAACAAACGAGGAUCGGAUGUCGUCAACCUUCUUUUCAAAAUGGUUGACGAAGUCAUCCACAGAGAGCAGCAGUAAAAUAACAGUGGUGAGGCUAUAUACAGGGGGUACCGGUACAGAGUCAAUGUGCGAGGGCACAGGUUAGUCACGGUAAUAUGUACAUGUAGAUAGAGUUAAAGUGACUAUGCAUAGUGUAGCAGUUUCAGGGGUUGUGUUGUGGAUGGACGUUAUGUGCCUGCAAGUUUUUUUGUUUUUUGGCUGCCAGGACCACGGACAGCAAUGCGAAGUAUUCCCACAGAGGCAGGACCAUGGACAGCUCCGGGGAAACUUCUAGACUGCAGCAGAGCAGCCACACCUGUCUCCAGUUAUAAUCAGAGCCAAACUGCAGACAGGUGAAACCAAUCAGUCUCUCUACUUUAACCGCGCCCUGGGUUUCUUUCUUUGUCUUUGUUUUGAUCCCGGCAGGUGAAGGAGUAGGAGGCAAAGCGUACGGAAGGAAAAGGAGGCUUUAAAAGACGAAAGGAAAAUAGGCUUUUAACAAGGGUUGAUUUCCGCUAAAGACAAAGCUUGGAGGACCUUCCACGGGAAGCGAAGUAUUUACUUUGUUUCUUUUGGGUAUGAUUUGUCAAGAACGCUGCCAAAGCCUGAUCAUAAUAAACAGGUUUCACCUUUUCGUUGGACUUGUGUUGUGUGUGUAAACCCUGCCUUGCAAAGUACCCGGCCCCGAAACCGCUACACGCAAAGAAAUAUAUAUAUAUAUUUUGUGGUUUAAGGGCUGACAACCAUGGAAGAUCUGUUGAAGCAAUUGGUCACUUCCAAUAACAUGCAACAAGAAGCAAAUCGCCAGCAAGCGGAAACCAAUCGCUUGUUAUUGGACGAACAAAGGAAGUGUCAAGUGCAGAUGGAUAUGGAAAUGCAAAGGUUAACUGCUGAAAUCACUGCGGUGAAAAUUGCUCAACAGACUGCGGGUCUACCCAUCGCGGUAUCUACAGAAAAUGACGCCAAAUGAUGACGUUAAGGCUUUCCUAAAGACAUUUUAGUGUAUGGCCACAGAUAGAGUGGGCAGGAAUACUGGCUCCAUUUCUUUGUGGGGAUUUGGAAGCGACAGAAGCCAGUGACUAUGACACACUGAAGAAGGAAAUAUUAGCCCUGUUGGGAGUCCCUGUUUCUUUGAGGGUGCAGUGGUUCCAUACGUGGACGUAUCAAUCCGAGAAGACACCCAGGGCACAGAUGUUUGACCUGGUCCACCUAGCGAAAAAAUGGCUGGACCCCGUGACCCUCAGUACUGGGGCCAUGGUGGAAAGAAUAGUGAUUGACCACUACAUCCGGGGCUUACCUUAUGAGCUAAAGAAAGUUGUCAGCCAGAGCAGUCCCACCACGGCGGACAGAGUGGUGGACCUCGUUGAGAGAUGUUGAGCAACGGAAGAACUGCUCAAAACCAGCCAUCAGAACCGAACCACCCAUGAACAGGGAGGCCUCAAAGAAGGUGGAAGAAAAAUAGCAGCCACCCCUGGGUUUGGAAAUAAAUAAUCCAAAGGACGGAUGGGGAACAUGGAUGCCAGGAAUAGGUUUUACAGCCUGAAGCAAGGUGAGGUAUAGAGGGGUUGAUACCGACACCCGGGAGUGCUGUCGUGAAAUAGGACACAUCGCAUGGAACUGUACGAAGAAGGAGGAACCCAUGCAGGUCGAUAUUUCCAAUCUACACCACUGCCAUGUCAAUUCUGCCCAUGUCCAAGCCCACCGCCACCCACCGCACCUCAGUCGGGUACAUGUACAAGGGAAAGAAGUAGAUGCUCUUCUAGACUCCAGGAGCAUGGUCUCCCUCAUCAUACCUUCCCUACUAACCCAGCCGCAUAGGGCUGCAGCUCCACCCAUGGACAUCACCUGUGUACACGGGGACACCAAAACUUAUCCAACUGCAGUGGUAGACAUCAACACCACCAAAGGGCGGUUCAGAGGUAACCUAGGGUUGAUUGAAGAUCUACCAUAUCCCGUGAUACUGGGUCGUGACUGUCCGUACUUUCAAGAAUUGUGGAAAGUACUACAGGACAAAGGAGAUGGCUGUGCCAGUUAUAUGGCAUGCCAGGUACCAUUUACAUUUUCCAGUGAAACGAAAAUGAAACCGCUACAAAAGACCUCCCUGUCCUAUGAAAGAAAAAAUAACAAAUUGGUACUUACAUGCCGGCCUCCCAUGGCCAACACUUGUGUUCUCCUGGGAGAAGAAGGGGAAGAAGCCGACGAAGAGACGGGAAACCUAAGGGGGAUAAAUGGUCCCGAAAUGGGGGAAGAGGAGGAGUUUGAAGAGCAGGGCGAGGGGCCUGGAAAUUUGGUGACAAAUUAGUUUUUUCCUCCUGAGUUUCGUACGGCUCAGCUGGAAGACCCCACGCUACAGAACACAAGAUAGAAUGUUAAGGUAAUAGAUGGCAUACCUAUAAAUCCGGCUAAUGUACUCACUUUUCCUCAUUUUUCCAUGAGAAAUAAUAUCUUAUACCAGGUCACGGAAUCCAAUGACAUUACAGUGGAGCAGCUGUUGGUUCCAACCCCGUUUCGGCGAACAGUGCUGAACCUGGCCCAUAGCCAGCUAUUGGGAGGACAUUUACGGAGAGAGAAAACACAAGAGCGGGUGUUACAAUGUUUCUUCUGGCCGGGGGUGUAUGCAGAUGUCGUAAGGUGUUGCCAGGGGUGUCCUGACUGUCAGAGAACCUCACCCCUUCCUGAUUUACGAAAUCAAGGAAUCCCGUUGCCAGUGAUAGACACACCCUUCGAUAGAAUUGCUAUGGAUUUAAUUGGACCAUUGCCACGGUCUGCGAAAGACUUUCAACAUAUACUGGUUGUGGUAGAUUAUGCCACCAGGUAUCCCGAGGCCAUACCCCUGUGUAGUGCCAACACCAGGAGCAUCGCCAGAGAGCUGUUACAGAUGUUCUCCCGGGUGAGAAAUCCUGACGGACCAAGGCACAGUGUUCAUGUCCAAGAUAAUGAAAGAUCUAUGUAAAUUGCUUCAAAUCAAACAACUGCACACCUCUGUAUAUCACCCCCAGACUGACGGCCUAGUCGAGAGGUUUAAUAGAACCCUGAAAUCUAUGCUCAGAUGGACCAUGGAGCGGGAUGGCGAAACUGGGAUCUGCUGCUUCCGUUUCUGAUGUUUGCCAUAAGAGAGGUACCCCAGGCAUCCACUGGUCUUUCACCCUUUGAGCUAUUGUUUUCCCACAGGCCCAGGGCAUUCUUAGAUGUGACGAUGGAGAACUGGGAACAACAGCCCAGCCUCCACAACACUGUCAUAGAACACAUUGAAGGAAUGAGAGAACGCAUAAACAGUGUAAUGCCCAUCGUGAAGUAACAUUUACAGCAGGCCCAAGAAGCCCAAAGUCGAGUGUAUAAUCGGCCCGCUCAACCCCGAGAGUUCGCCCCAGGGGUUCGGGUUAUGGUGUUAGUACCCAUGACAGAAUGUAAGUUCCUGGUCACAUGGCCAUGGCGGGGUCCCUAUGAGGUGUUGCAGAAAAUGGGGCCCGUGAACUACCUCAUCCGUCAGCCAGGGAGACGGAAGCUAGAACAGGUGUAUCAUGUUAACCUGUUAAAGAAGUGGGUAAGUCAAGAAGCACUGUGGGGGGGGGGGGGACCAACAUUCAGACUUCACUAUUUUCGGCCACUUCCUCUUCUUCAGAGAACCUGCUGGAAGAAAUUGCCUUCGGAGAUGUAACGCCUUCCCAGACCCAGGAGCUAUGUGAGUUGGUUGUGAAAAAUAAAGAUGUGUAUUCUUCCUAACCAGGGCACACCCAUCACAUCCAACAUGACAUCAUCACGCCUCCGGGGAUACGGGUCCAUCAAAAACCUUAUCGGACGCCAGAGGCGAGGAGAGUGGCAAUAAAAGAAGAAGUGAGGAAGAUGUUGGAGCUGGAAGUCAUUGAAGAAUCACACAGUGCGUGGUCCAGCCCGAUAGUCCUGGUAUCAAAACCAGAUGGUACAGUACGAUUCUGUAAUGACUUCCGUAAGUUGAAUGCCAUUUCGGAAUUUGAUGCUUAUCCCAUGCCACGAAUAGAUGAGAUGAUGGAGAGACUGGGAUAUGCACGCUUUAUCAGUACACUUGACCUAACCGAGGGGUAUUGGUAGGUUCCUCUGACCCCUGCAGCUCGGGAGAAGACUGCAUUCUCUACUCCAGAAGGCCUGUUCCUAUAUGUGCGACUGCCCUUUGGACUUCAAGGAGCCUCUGCCACAUUUCAAAGGCUGAUGGACCGCAUUCUGCGCCCACAUCAAUCCUAUGCUGCAGCCUAUCUGGACGUUGUGAUCAUCCACAGCCACACUUGGGAGGAGCACCUAAUCCGGUUAACAGCAGUCAUCGAUGUACUUCGGCAAGCAGGGCUCCUGGCCAACCCAAAGAAAUGCACGCUGGGGGUAAGUGAAGCAAAGUAUCUGGGCUAUUCCAUAGGGCGAGGGUUCAUCAAACCACAAGAGAAGAAGGUCGCGGCAAUCCAGGAUUGGCCUCGACCAGUAAACAAGUAACCGGUACGUGCUUUCCUGUGAAUAACCUGUUAUUACAGACGUUUCAUCCAGGAUUAUGCAAUAAUUUCAGGAACCCUGUGUGACCUGACGCGGAAUGCCCAACCUGCCAUGGUAAAGUGGAACCCUGAGGCCGAAGAGGCUUUUCAAAAACUGAAAAUGGCCUUAUGCACUGCCCCUGUAUUGUAUUCUGCGGAUUUCUCGAAGCCUCUGAUUGUACAGACAGAUGCAUCGGACACGGGAAUUGGAGCUAUACUCUCGCAGGAAGUGAAUGGAGAGGAACAUCCAGUGCUGUACAUUAGCCGUAAAUUGACUCCCUGUGAAACCAAAUAUGCAACAAUAGAAGAAGAGUGUCUGGCGAUUAAAUGGGCUCUGGAGUCCUUGAAAUAUUAAGUUCUGGGUCGCAAGUUUGUAUUGAUGACAGAGCACGCUCCUCUCACCUGGAUGAAGCAGAAUAAGGACACUAACGCCCGGAUCACCCAUUGGUUCCUCAGCCUCCAGCCUUUCCACUACCAAAAUCGUCCACCGUUCGGGUUCUAAACAUGGUAAUGCUGAUGCCCUGUCUCUUCAACCGCUCUGACCCCAGUGUCAACGCUGAGGGGGAAGGUAUGUAGCAGUUUCAGGGGUUGUGUUGUGGAUGGACGUUAUGUGCCUUGCAGGUUUCUUUGUUUUUUGGCUGCCAGGUCCAUGGACAGCAUUGCGAAAUAUUUCCUCAGAGGCAGGACCACGGACAGCCCCGGGGAAACUUCUAGACUGCAGCAGAGCAGCCACAGCGUGGCAGAUGUGUUGUUACCUACCCUUACCACCUGGGGGCGGGAGGUGUUUAGUCCCAGGGUCCUUAGCUUAUUGAUGAGCUUUGAGGGCACUAUGGUGUUGAACGCUGAGCUGUAGUCAAUGAAUAGCAUUCUCACGUAGGUGUUCAUUUUGUCCAGGUGGGAAAGGGCAGUGUGGAGUUCAAUAGAGAUUGCAUCCUCUGUGGAUCUGCUGGGGCGGUAUGCAAGUUGGAGUGGGUCUAGGGUUUCUGGGAUAAUGGUGUUGAUGUGAGCCAUGACCAGCCUUUCAAAGUGCUUCAUGGCUACAGACGUGAGUGCUACUGGUCUGUAGUCAUUUAGGCAUGUUACCUUAGUGUUCUUGGGCACAGGGACUAUGGUGGUCUGCUUGAAACAUUGGGUGCAAUGAAUAUGGGACCAAAUACUAAACUUUUGACUACUUUAAUACACAUACAGUGCAUUCGGAAAGUAUUCAGACACCUUGACUUUUUCCACAUUUUGUUACGUUACAAUGAAUAUGGGACCAAAUGUUUUAUUCCCCCUCAUCAAUCUACACACAAUACCCCAUAAUGACAAAGCAAAAACAGGUUUUUAGAAAUUUUAGCAAACUUAUUUUAUAUUAUUCUUAUUUAAAAUGUAUGUAGCUCUGUCCUUGAGCUGUUUUUGUCUAUCAAUGAUUUGUAUUAUGUUAUGUUUUUUGUGGACCCCAGGAAGAGUAGCUGCUGCAUGAGCAUAAGCUAAUGGGGAUCCUAAUAAACAAACAAACUGCGUCCCAAAUGGCACCCUAUUCCCUAUAUAGUGCACUACUUAGGACACAACAACACAGAGAACCUGUGGCUACUACUGACACUCAUGUUUUACCCAUCACAUUUCUAACUAAUGAUGCAGGAUGGCGUGACGUCAAUGACAACGUUAUUUAUGAGCAUGGCACAAUGUCGUGCUCUGACCUUGUCCUCUCAUGGACUCGUGGCCAUGCUCAUAAGUAGUGCACGUGCUUACUCAAGUGAUUUAGUCAUACAGUCACCAAUAUGUUGAGCUCAUGAGUGUGAAAAGGCCUGGGUAAGAUGUUUCUGUUUUAGAAAAGUCCUAUAAAAUGAGAAGAUUUAUUGAAAAACGUUAUUUGACUGAUUACUUACUGCCAAGUAAAUAGAGGUUAUGACUCUCCGUCAAUAUUCAGUUGGGGCUGAAUGAAUGCAAUACCAAAACAUAGCCCAUAGGUUGUGGGUUCGAUUCCCACGGGGGGCCAGUAUGAAAAAAUGUAUGCACUCACUAAAACUGUAAGUCGCUCUGGAUAAGAGCGUCUGCUAAAUGACUAAAAUGUAAAUUGUACGGCUAGUAAACCACUAAAUAUUGCGACAUCAAUAGCAUCUGAUUACCAUAACUGCAUAUUGGUAAGUAAAGAUGUGCAUGGUGUGCAUGAAUACACAGAAAAACACUGACUUGUAUUGCUUGAGUGAUAAUCACAUGACAUAUCUCCUCUCAACAUCUCUUGAUCCCCUGACCCCUCCAGUCAGAAGGUCAGCCUGAAGGAGCGCGUUUUCUCCAGUCCCCGGAGCUCGGGGACAAAAGGGAAAGGUUCACCCCAGGGCCCCAGCAGACAAGGCAGCCAGGGUCAAGGCCAGGGGGGCCAAGGCCAGGGCCAACCCAUCCGCCAGUCCCCCAGCGCGGACAACACCAACGAAGACAGCCCCAGCAAAGUGCCCAAGAGCUGGAGUUUCGGAGAACGCAGCCGGGCACGUCAAGCCUUCCGCAUCAAGGGCGCAGCCUCGCGCCAAAACUCGGAAGGUAGGAUUAUCUUUACGCUAUGUGUUUCUGUGGUACUUGAUAUGUUGAGUUCAGUCUAGCUUUUGAAUGAUGUGUUAUUCUUUGUGGCUUUAGUGUUGCAAUGAGUUUGUGUGGUGUGAUGAGCUGUGCUGUGAGAGUUCAGAUCGUACGUGUUAUGUACUGUAUCUAUUGUGGGCCUGUUUUUUCCCGGGGGUCAUACCUUUUUCUCUGUUAUCUGUAGUAUCUUUGUUGCCUUGCUGUUUGGUUCAUUUGAAACAAACUUGGAACAGUACAAUUAGAGAAAGACAUGAUUAUGUUCUGCUGAUGUAGGUGAUGUAUAAAAUGUUAGGUGACAUUGACAAGUUACAACAAUGGUCAUAAUGCCACUUUAUGCUAUCAUAAGGAUUUGGUUAGCUACAUUACUCAGACUAUGGCUGGUUGAAACAAACCUUUGAACUGAUAACAGUGACAGUGUUAUAACCGCUGUUGAACUCAUGUUCUCACUACAUGUCCUAUAACAAUGCUAUUGGCAGUAUAUUAUUGGCAUUGGCGUUGUCACCACCUCUUAAAGUAUUUUGAUGUUCAAGUCUUAAAUUGUUUAAGUGUUACUGUUAAUUAAUCGUAGAUAUUAAUCAUGAACUAAACAGCAUGGCAGCAUAUGUUUGCCCUACAUGAUGCAGUUCUGUUAAACAUGUCCGGUCUGUUUUAUGUGUCUGUAUUCAUGCAAUUGUUGCUCUUGAUGGCGUUUUCUCUGUACGUUGACAGAAAACAAUCAUUUGAUGCACGAUUGGCAAAAUGCAAUCCUCAUCGAUUCCUUUUUCGUUUCUCUGUUUGACGCUGUGCUAAAGUGCUGAUUGAGAUGCAGGAUGAAGAAUUCAGACAGAAGAGGUCACCAGGUCAGGCAAACAGGGAUGAUUGUUUCAACAUCCACGAUCAACACAUCAAUAUAUAUAUAUAUAUAUAUAUAUAUAUAUAUAUAUAUAUAUAGGGAUUUAUUACCUCAUGUACAGAUAUGCUAUCAUGUUUUGUUUUUGGUUUGGUAUGCUUUUUGGACACAGAAGCCCAGUCCCUGACUAAAAAGCGUGCUCAAUGGAGAAUCUCCAUUUAAAGUGCUUUCCAGUCCAGGACUAGGCUUAAUCUGUGUCUGAGAAACCAGCCCAUGUUUGGAUUUUUUGUUGUUGUUGAUUUGUUCCAUUUGACAAACAGCUGUAAAGAGGUUAAAGUAUAGUACAAGAUAACAUAGAUUUUAUUUGCUGGCAAUGGCAUCACCUUCAUGUUGUCUGUUUGAUUUACUUUUGUUUUUGAAUAUGAUAACAUCAUAAACCAUGUACUAUGAAUACUAAUCUAUACUAAUCACCAGAACUGAUGUGAGAAAUCAGAUUUUUCUAAUUUCAUGUCCAAAUUCUCCCAAAGUGUCUAAAAUUGAUUGUGUAGCUCAAUAAAGUUACUUUAAGACGAUUUGGACAUGAAAUGAGAAAAAUCUGUCUAAAUCUGAUUUCUCACAUCAGUUCUGGUGAUCAUCCAGAUCAAAAUAAAGGCUAAAUGAUGCUUAAAACUAUUUCCUAAAGUCAUUCUAUGGAGUUAAGUUAGUGCCAAAAACCGAGUGUGCAUGUAAUCAGUGUUGUGCACAUAUUAGCUGAUAACUGUUGAAAAAUUAUUUGGCAGAAUUGCAGCAAUCAUUUAGUAGCAUGGUUAAGAUUUCAUCUCAACCCCAGUAACAAGCCAUAACAAUCUGUCAUUUUAUAGUAAUAAUCUGUUGAUAUGUUUGUUAUGUCAUGCAAAUUAUUAGCUUGGUAAAACAGAGCAAUUCAGUUUGGAUUCCGAGGCUAACAAAAAAAUAAGACUUUAGAGGACUCAAGUAAACUGUUCCAUUUAAGUUAGCCUGACAUGAUGCCUCUAUAACAUGAUCAUGACAAAUUAUAGUGUCAAAAUGACGACAUAAAACCGGUCAUGAUAUGUCAUUACCGUUACGCAAAGUGACAUAGCACAUACAACGCAAGGACUGUAAGACAUUUUCGUCUGAUUGUAUGUUUCGCCAUGUCAUAAUGCCAGCUUGGCUUACAUGUAAUGGUCAACUGUAGCAGGCCUAAUGCCAUUUCUAUGGUAGCCUUAUGAAGGCAUUAAGAUGCUGCAUUUACUGAUUUCCACUGCCCGUAACUCUAAUGCAGCAACCAGUUGUGACUUGGGAAUAAUCUUCAACUGCACACCUUUUGGAAAAACAAAGAUCCUACAUGCCUACAUGUUAAAAAGCGCAGUUGUGAGAUAAAGUAGGCUAUUUAUUAUUUUAUCAUGUCUACUGAUCAUUUAUCACAAAACCUACAAAUAUGUUUCAUAGUUGUAACGCAAUGCACAUAAUAUGUUCAAGUAUGUGACAUUAGAUUGAUCCAUCCUUUGGGGAAAGACUUUUGAAUAUACUGAUUUGGCACUAUUUGACUAUUGUACAAUACAUCACAUCUUGUCAUAUCUGAGCAGUGGAAUUAAUUCAAAUCUGAUAAAUAUACCAAUUUUGUAUACUGCUGAAUAAGUUGGCAGCUUUGCAGAGUUGCUGCUUUAGCCUCAUUCUGAUACUGUAUCAGUUGGGUCAUGCUCAUAUGAAGCCAUAGCUUAAACGGCUUUGGAACCUUGUUUUCAGAGUGACAUUUUGAUUGAGUUUGCUAGCUAACUUCUUGUACAUCCAAUGCAAAUUUCCACAGCAUUAUCACCGGUUGCUGCAUGACAGUGUAGGGUUUUCACUGUCAAAUUACCAUUGUGUCACAACAUGCCUUUUCACAAUUUUGCAAUAGAAUAAGUGACUGCAACCAGUAUGAAAAUCUUGGUAACACUUUCUGUGAAUGCCCUAAUCAUAAUGAAAUGUAAGCGCCAAUGUUUUGCAUUAUAAUUUUUUUUGCAUAUUUCUUAAGGGGUUAUUAAAACCUGUUGCUGCAGUCCUUUCUUCUUCAGUCCAUUCCACUAAUUACUGUACCAAACUACAUUUGAUGGCCAUAAUUAUUACUUAUCACCCCUCCCUUUCACGAUGCAGAUCUGGCCAAUACCCUUGCAGUCCUUAUUGCAUUGUACCUUCAGAGAGUUUCUGUAAUACAUGACAAGAUACAACCUGACACAACUGAAUAUCACCACUGCCCUCGGGUUCUUUACAUCAUGAUAUUGUAUACCAUUUCCUAAUAAGCCUGUUUUUUGGUGAUUGUAUUAUGAUUUUUUCCACAAUUUAACCAGCUUUAUCUUAUUGUCUUUUCCUUCUCCUCUACACCUCCUUUGCAGCAAUUGAGGGGUUAAUCAGUAAGAAGAAAAUCCCAUGUCUGCUAGGGGGAUGGUCACCAGAUCAAAAUGAAUAAAAACAAGUGUUUAUAUGAUAGAAGCAAUAUAAUGCAUGCCCAACUGUAGACCCAUUCCAUGAGCACAGUAGUGGGUGGGCCCCAUCAUUUCCAUAAUAGCCCACUCCAACUCCAAGCAAGCAGCCCGAAAGCCAUGCACUCAACUGAAAAUGGCUGCCGCUGCUGCAUUCUAACCUGCAUGAAGGAAGCUGUCUGAUCUUUGUCAGUUGGCCUUCGACGCCCACUAAGGGCCUUUAAACAUAGCACUAUAGAACCGUGACACUAGAUCCCCUCCCCUUAAAAUGGAAGCCAUGUUGGGGAAGACGUGUUGCAGUUUCACGGCUCUGUAGUUUGGUUGGCAUUAGGUGCACAAUGUUUUUGUCUGUUGGAGUGAAACUGGGAUAGGUCAAUGCUGUGACCCAAAAUGAUUGACACCUUCAGGCAAGUUCAAGCUCUUUAUUUGUCAAUACAGAUAUCUGCUUCAAAUUUCUUGAGCUCAGAGUUCACAUAGACAUACUUGAUUAUGCUAGAUACACAUACUACAUACACUAGAUACAUAGAACCAAAGACAAACAAAUCCUCUUGCACACCAUAAAACCAUUAUGGUCUUGAAAAGGGAGAAAUCCAUACCCUCUCAAAUACAGCACCAAUAUUGAAAUAUGUAGGGAGAGAUUUACUCAGCCUUGUCACCAGUCUGAACCUCCAAUUUCACUGAUGCAAAUUGCUGCCAACUCGAGUCUGGCCUUUAGAUCCCCAAAAAUAGAAAAGCAAUCCCUUACAAUAAUUGAAAGAUAAAUGUGUGACUGCACAAGCCAAUAUCCAAACUCCUUCUCGGCUCACUCCUCACAGUCAAAUUUACAGUAAAUCCAGUGACUCAGCCACACAAAAAAGUUUGAUAUCGAAAGGAGUAUCAGAAAUGUUUGAUGCUUAAUAUAAUGAAUUAUAUACAGUAGGACCAGUUUACACUGUUACACUGUUUCCACUAUUACGUUUUACUUCAAGAUAUAGCUAGAUACAUUGAUUGCGGAGUUAGCUGUCCUGCUAUGGCUUCUAUAUAGGUGCUUAUUGAGCAUCCAUGUUUUGUACUGUUACGUCUCUGUCUCUGCAUUGAACCUCAUGUAGGCACAUAGUCCCCCUUCUGCCAUAAUAGGCAUUCAGCAGUUUGAAACACUUGAACGACUAUCCCACUCUGCAUAGGCCUGCACCUUGAACUCAAGUGUCUCAAACUGCAGAUUGACUAGGCUGUGGUCCACUGCAGUGGACUGUCUACUGACUGUCUCAGUGUCAUGCACAACGAUGCUAGCUGCUAGCGUAGCUUAAGAUAAGAGCACACUGGCUUUGGCACGCCACGUCACGCCUCCAUAUUUUUGGGUCACAGUAGUCAGGUGAAGCCAUUAACCUCUGAAACUGGUACCGCUAUGUCCCCCCUUCUUCCCAAUCCCCCCCUUUCAUUUUCCUUAUCCUGCAUCAGCCAAUGAGAUGAACCGACACUGCCAUUAAGCUGCCCUCAAUUCGACGCCCAAUCCCUCACUGUAACCCUGGGCUGUGCAAGUUAAUGGCUGUGCCUUCGCUUGGUUCCAUGCAGACUGGCAUCCUUAAAGACUGAAUGAGUGGAGGUUAAGGGAGAGUGCAGAUGACAGUUCAGUGUUUCCCUCCACCCCAUCCCACAGGAACACGCUAACACCGGAGCUCUCGUGUGCUUGUUGUGUUUCGUAGAAGCCAGCUUCCCUGGAGAGGACAUAGCGGACGACAAUAAGAGCUGCCACUGUGAGUUUGUCCCUCAGGACUUGACUCCCGGACUUAAGGUCACCAUCAGGUCCAUUUGGUAAGCCAAGACAAGUUUUGUCUUUCAGAGUGGGUCUGGGUCAGGUGAAUCUCUAUCUCUCAUUAUCUGUAUAAUUUUUUUGUUCAUAUCACCCUCUUGUUCUUCCAUCUCAAUCUGGGAAAAUCGUUUCAUACUGUAUACAGACAUGUAAGAAGUUGAAUUGAGAUAUCUCACGGCCCACAUAAUUGUCCCAGACCCUAGUAUAAUGAUCUAUGAAAUGUCCCAUUUAAAAUAUCCUAUUGAGGUUGUGUUCAUAUCUCAAACGUCGCUCUCUCCUCAGCAUUAUGAGGUUCAUGGUCUCCAAGAGGAAGUUCAAAGAGAGCCUGCGGCCGUAUGACGUGAUGGAUGUCAUAGAGCAGUAUUCAGCUGGCCACUUGGACAUGCUGGCCCGCAUCAAAAACCUCCAGUCCAGGCAAGAUACCCUCCCUCUCCUAUUCUCUCUCUGAGACCUGUCUUUUGCCACACUUUUAGAUCCCUGGGUACAGCAAAAUUCCAAAUUAAUAAAAGAUUAAGACGUAUUGAUUGCGUAUGUCUUCACACCGCAGAGUUAAUACUUGGUGGAAGCACCUUUGGCAACCAUUACAACUGAAUCAUUUUGAAAAUAUUCUACCAACCUUCACAACACAUCAAAAUUGCUCAAGCUCAGUACAUUUAGUUAGGAAUCAUUAAUGGACAGCAAUAUUCAAAACUCAAGCAAAUUUAAGUCAGAACUGAGACUGAACCACUCAGGAACACUCAACACCUCUUGGAAAGCCAUUAAAAUGUGUGGCAUUAAAAUAUGUGUAAUUGUCCUGCAAAAAAUUAAAACUCUAUCCCAGGGUUAGGUUUACAGAAGAUUACGGCGGGUUUUCCUCUAACUUUUUACCUGUGCUUUGCUACUUUCAUAAUUUCUUCUGAUCCUGACAAACUCCCCAGUCCCUUGGACUGAAAUAGAUGCCGGUACUAUUUUGACUGCUAUUAUGAUUGUCUGUUUAUUUCAUAUCCGCAAAGUAGUUAAAACACUGUCAGUUCCACUGUUCCUGAGUGUUCCACAGGUGUUCCACAGGGGCGUAGGCACGGGUAGGACUGGGUGGGCGUAGGCCCACCAACUGGGGAGCCAAGCCCACCCAAUCAGAUUGAGCAAAAAAUUCAUAAUUAUGCUCUACUUCUCAGUGUUCCAAAUGGGACUGAGAGAUGACCAUUAGUCCAGUGAGUUGCAUGUUAAAUGCAAGAGUCAUGUAUUUAAGUAGGCCUACAAGACUACUUGGUCUGUAAUACUAUAUUAUAUAUUUUUUUACUUUUCACCCCAUUUUCUCUCCAAUUUUGUGAUAUCCAAUUGGUAGUUACAGUCUUGUCCCAUCGCUGCAACUCCCGUACGGACUCGGGAGAGGCAAAGCCAUGUGUCCUCCGAAACACGACCCUGCCAAGCCGCACUGCUUCUUGGCACAAUGCUCGCUUAACCCGGAAGCCAGCCGCACCAAUGUGUCGGGGGAAACACCGUACAACUGGCGACCGAAGUUAGCGUGCAUGCGCCCGGCCCGCCACAAGGAGUCACUAGAGCGCGAUGGGACAAGGACAUCCCGGCCGGCCAAACCCUGCGAAUUGACCACAAAAAGCCAAACAGAUAUAUUUGACUAAAACAUAAUAAUUUAAAACCUUGCUUGCAUAUUUGUAUACAAUCACAUAUACUGUAUCUCUCUAAUUACGUGGGAAUACUUUGAAACGGAUUUCCAAAAUUAAAAUCACUUGGAUCUUUACAGUCUUAUUUAUGUCCAACAACAAAAAAUGUCAGGGGCCAAAUAAAAUAUUGUUACUUUUACUUAAACAGGUAAGUUACUGAGAACACAUUCUCUUUUACAAUAACAAACUAAAAUAAUGACACUUGAGUCAGUGCCAUGCUUUGAUGUCACACAAUUCAUAGCUCAAUUCAAUUCCUUAAACCUAUUGUUGACGGUGUUAUGAUAGUCUGUCAAUCAAAUAUUCCUAAACCAAAUGGCAUGUUGUUAAUGCUGUGAGCAAACAACAGCCACUGUUGGCUGGAAUCAUAGGAUGAUUGAUAAUUCAUGAUCUUCCUGAGUCCCACCCACAUCACUUUAUAGGCUACUGUACCUCAAAUAAUUACACGAAAAGAUCAACUCGCAAUACGGAUUCAGUGAAUCAGUGAUGAUCAGUGAUUAUUUCAAUGAAACGUUGAUGUAGUCUGCUUCUUUGUAACUGUCCUGUAUGCAUGUUAAUACAACUGUUAUCAAGACAAUUAGCAUUUGGCUUGACCUGCUCCCUGCAUAUUUUAUGAUGUUAAGAGACUUACCAUAAAGGGUCCAAUUUCCAGAGACACAACCCUGAUACCCAUGACCAAGCAAAUUUUCCGUGAGGUUGUUCUUACCAAGUGAACCCAGCAAUUUUUUGUUGUUGUUGCAAUUAUGGAGUUGUGAGUUUUGUUCCCCCAAAGGUCAGAACGCAUUGAAUCUGAAUUCAACGUCUAUACGCAUUACACAACAAUAGUAAGUGUCUGUCCACCAUGUAUAACACAAAGGCGACAUCUUGAGCAUAUUCAGUCUCAUCUCAGGGGCAACGUUGUCGAAUAAGUACAAUAUAUGUUGUGAGUUUACAAAUGAUACCACAUAUAUGUAAAUAUAUUCCUACUUAGAAGAGAAAAAAAUGUAACAUUCAAAUCUCCUCCCUAUUUGUUUUAAAAUGAUGGCUUCACUGUCAUAUCAUACAUCUGCAGUACAGAGGCUGAUUAAUUUACCAAAUGAAAACAGCAAUUUGCUGUUUUACUAUUGGCAAAUAUGUUUGGAAUAUAUUUUCACUUAUUUGUCCUUGUCUUUUGUCUCCUGGUUCUGUUGUUUUGGUUUCGUUCAUUUGAUGUGCGCCUGUCGGACUGGUCCUUGUUGCGCCGUCAUCCUGCAUUGUGCUGGUGUCUUCUCUAUUCACUUUUGCCAGGAUAGAUAUGAUUGUUGGUCCCCCUGGGCCCUCAACUCCCCGCCAUAAGAAGUAUUCAACUGAUGGACCCAAAGAGUCACCAAAAAACUCUCCUAGGUUAGGCCUCACCAGACUACCUCUCUCUCAUCAAGAGCUUAUCCCUCAGUUCAUUAUCUAUUGUCUUGACAAGCAGCGAGAAACCUUUUUUUGGCUCGGCCUACUGUGACAGCGUGUUACUAGCGGUGUCUACAUCGCAGUGUGAUGCAGUGACUUGAUCAAAGUAGCAAACGUCUUGCAGCAAUUAUUCAGUUAUUCUCAGCAAAGAAUUACUCAAACUCAGUGAGUCAUAGUCUCUUUGAUGCCCUUUGAGUGCUGAUCAGCUGUAUACACAUGUGUAUACGCAUACACAGAGUGUACAAAACAUUAGGAACUCUUUCCUAAUAUUGAGUUGCACCUUCUUUUACCUUCAGAACAGCCUCAAUUCGUCGGGGCAUGAACUAUACAAGGUGUAGAAAACGUUCCACAGGGAUGCUGGCCCAUGUUGACUCCAAUGCUUCCCACAGUUGUGUCAAGUUGGCUGGAUGUCCUUUGGGUGGUGGACCAUUCUUGAUACACACGGGAAACUGUUGAGCGUGAAAAACCCAGCAGCAUUGCAGUUAUUGACACACUCAAACCAGUGCACCUGGCACCUACUACCAUACCCCGUUCAAAGGCACUUAAAUCUUUUGUCUUGCCCAUUCACCCUCUGAAUGGCACACACACACAAUCCAUGUAUCAAUUGUCUCAAGGCUUAAACACCCUUCUUUAACCUGUCUCCUACCCUUCAUCUACACUGAUUGAAGUGGAUUUAACAAGUGACAUCAAUAAGGGGUCAUAGCUUUCACCUGGAUUCACCUGGUCAGUCUGUGUCAUGGAACGAGCAGAUGCUCCUAAUGUUUUGUACACUCAGUGUAUCUAACACAUACAACAGUAAAAAAUAUAUAUAUUCUUAUUUGUCUUGCGCUAUACUGCUACGAUUUAACUAGAGAAUUAAUAAAAGUAGAAUAAAAGUAAAAGAAGACUAUGGUAAAUGCUCCUGUAGGAUAUAGGAGAGCUUAUGCUCCUGUAGGACAUAGGAGAAGCGAAGCUCAUAGGUAAGUAGUCAAGUCAUGUAGCCAAACAAAAAAGGGUUGCGCUGCUGGUGUAAAAAUGGCUUUAUAAAUAAAUGUGAUUGAUUGAUAUUGCCUGCAAUGCAUUGACAAUGUGAAGGCCUUCUACGUAAAGAUAGCGAAAUGAAUCUACAGCCUAUGACCUGUGAGGCGGCUAUGAACAAUACAGUAUAUUCUUCGGUUUUGGAUGCAUGUUGGCAUGAAGUGUAUUGAAGCAUGCCACGAGAUGCACAAUGUACCUUUUAGAAGUUGCAUAGUUUCUAAUCUUGGCCGCUUUGAAUGCUUGCAAAAUUGGUAAGCAUGUUUUGCCUAACCAUGGAGCCGUUCUGUUAAUAUCUAUUUUUUCUACUGAGGAUAUUGCUCUCUUAUUCAGAUGUUUAAAAUGGUAGUUCAGUGCCAACCCUCUUAUAAGUAGGCCUCAGUCAGUUUUCAAUCUUGCAUAGAUGUUAUGGAUGGUUUUUAGAAGGUUCAUGGUGCUUUACAACCUGGUCUCAGAGCAUUUAGUAUUAUUCUUUAUGUAAAUCCGGACCACACCAUUUAUAAUGUAUUAAUUUGUGGAUGACCAUCAUCCAUCUCGUAUGAUAUGUUACAAAUUACAAUUCGUAUGAUAUGUUACAAAUUUGCUAAAUGUACGAUAUGUUAUGUUUUUGCAAAAAGUACAAUAUGUUACCAAUUCCAAUUUGUUGUAGCUAUGUUAGCUAGGUGGCUAAUGCUAACGUUAGCUAGCUGGCUAACGUUAGCUAGGCUAGGGGUUAAGGUUAGGGUUAAGUUUAGGAGUUAGGUUAAAGGGUUAGGGUUAGCUAAAAACGUUAGGGUUAGGGGAAGGGUUAGCUAACAUGCUAAGUAGUUGCAAAGUAUCUAAAAAUAUACUAAUUAGCUAAAAUGCUAAAGUUGUCCGUGGUGAGAUUCGAACACGCAACUUUUGGGUUGCUAGACGAUCACGAUAUACGCCCACCCAUCCAACCUGACCAACCACCCUCCUUUCGUUUUUGCCUUAAGUUACAUUCUGUCUUAUGUAACCAUACCAAAUGUAACAUAUUUGAGUAUCCCAUACUAUGUUAUGUCUAGUCUGAGACCAGGCUGUGCUUUAGGGCAAUAAGUAUCGCUGAUCCAAUAUGUCCAAGCAAUGUUUUCAGUGACACUUUACUUGAAGCAACCUUCCCUUGAAGUGUAAACAUUCGAUUCACACUUUACCUUUAGAAUGCGUACAGAACCUUUGUCAUAGCAGUCAAAGAUUCCUUGUCAUGACUGUUUGUGACAACUUGCCUUACACUUCUGACAACUGGCAUGCCAAUGUUAUAAAGCAGACCAUCUAUGGCAACCAUAUUACCAUCCCUGGCAACUUCAUAGGGUGUUACUUCCUUUGCAGAACCUGUAAUACCCACUUGAGACAGGUAUUAUGUCAUUCUUAUAACAGCUUUAAGUAGGCAUACAAACAUAAAGUAAUGUGUUGCUGUAUUGUCUUGCUGGGUUCAAGAGCCAAUGAUGAGUAGUUGAAAUAAAAGAUGACCCUAACCCUGCACCCUGUAAGGCCCUGGGUCCUCCUCCUCCUCCUCCAUCUCUCCGUAUGCCAUCCCAUGCAUGUGCCCAUCCCACUCCCACUGUGCUCAGCGCUCGGCAGGUGAGAGCUAUACCUGAGUGAUCUCCUCUCUACACCUGCACUCCUCUACAUCUUGCAGAGAAAGUAUUGGGUUACAUACAUUCUUUACAAUUGUGGACAUUCAUUACUUUUGAAGGUUGAUUUUAUUUUUGCUGUGUCAAUUUCAAACAGGUUUUCUUCAACGCUGUUGGCUUUAUUCUAGACAUUGUCCGUUUGUGUUUUGAAUCGGUAGAGUUGACCAGAUUGUUGGUCGAAGUACUCCAAUCACAGAUAAAGACCGUCCCAAAGGAACCACUGACGGGGGGGUUGAGGAGGACCCAAGCAUGAUGGGGCGUUUGGGGAAAGUGGAGAAAAAGGUAAGGUAUACCAUUAGCAAUUAAUGGCAGUAUUCACUGUGUCCCUGUGUUUCCCUUGGGCUUUCCAAUUCUCCAUCACGCCAUGGUGUCUUCCCUUCUGGGCAGGUCAUGUCAAUGGAAAGAAAGCUGGACUUCUUGGUGAACAUCUACAUCCAGCGCAUGGGCAUCCCCCAGUCGGAGACUGACGCCUACUUUGGGUCCAAAGAGCCCGACCCGGCACCACCCUACCACAGCCCCGUGGACCACAUGGAAAAGAGAGGCUCCAUCACCAAGAUCAUCCGCUUCAACAGCUCGGCCGGACAGAAGAACUUCGACCCCCCGCCAGCCUGCUCUGGCCUGGGGGGCCACUGCCCCCCCUCCACCUCCUGGCAGCAGCACCCUGUCAGCGAGUUCCACCAGCGCAGCCAGGGCAACUCGCCUUCCCCCGUAGGGGAUCCCUCCCUGGUCCGCAUCCCUCCUCCACCGGCCCAUGAGCGCUCAUCUGGAGGCCACAGUGGGAGCAAUCGGGGGUCCCACCGCAACAACGGUGGUGGUGGCAGUGGCGAGGGGGAUAGAGAGGGCAAGGCAGACAGCGACACGUCCAUCUCUUUCCCCUCGGUGGACCACGAGGAACUUGAGCGCUCCUUCAGCGGCUUCAGCAUCUCCCAGUCCAAGGAAAAUCUGGACUUCCUGAACAACAGCAACUUCAGUGUUGUAGCCCGCUGCGCCAAAGUAAGGCCCUAUAUCGCAGAAGGUGAAUCCGACACUGACUCGGACCUCUGCGCCCCCUCGCCCCACUCGGCCACCGGGGAAGGCGCUUACGGGGACAGAGGGUGGUCAGGAUCCAAG
Coregonus sp. 'balchen' is the source of this 21226-nucleotide messenger RNA. The record is from the annotation of a GenBank genome assembly. Lineage: Eukaryota; Metazoa; Chordata; Actinopteri; Salmoniformes; Salmonidae.